Molecule: messenger RNA, 1184 nt
Organism: Phytophthora nicotianae INRA-310
Lineage: Eukaryota; Oomycota; Peronosporomycetes; Peronosporales; Peronosporaceae
Exons: 3
Coding region: 22-1122 (366 amino acids)
Cellular component (GO): plasma membrane
Source: RefSeq, a predicted model, not a curated record
AUCAAAUUCUUCCAUACCAAAAUGGCGACUCAGCGUCAAAUAGUGUCGGAGCACGAAUGGGGGCAACGACACACGCAGGCGCUGCGAGACACGGCCGAGUCUCUCCAAUUGGGGAGAGCAACGGCGCACACUCUCAGCAUGCAGGCAGAGCAGCUUGGCCGCAGCGAAGGCAUGGUAGACGAGACCCAGGCCACCGUGGACAUGUCCAAGCGUGUUCUCCGCGGAAUGACGUGGUCUGGUUGGUUUUACAACAAACUCUCAGCAGCUCCGCAGCUCUCGAACAGUAAAGAACCACAUGAAAUUGCAAUGGGAUUUAUUUGCCCAGAAUGCAAAGUCAAAUUUCAGUCAGCUGAUCAGCUUGGGAUGCAUUACGGCAAUGUCCAUGAGCCAACGUCGAGUAAAGAGCGCAGUCCCCUCAAUUUGGUGGGGAAACGACCUGAUAAUGGUCACUUACAGCAGCAGAAUCGUGCGGUAGAGUCCAUUGAAGACAUCCAUGAUAAAUUUCUUCGCGACUUGGAGCCACAACUUGCAGAGCUAAAACUGCAGUCGUUGGCAUUAGGGAGUGCACUGGAUACACAUAACGAGCAGUUGGAUCGAUUGGACUCAAAAAUUGGGCGAGUUCACCACGACAUGAAGAAAGUGGGGAUUCAGGCCAACAAGAUCAUGGGAAAGAAAGUACCCGCGAUUUUCCGCUUUCGUUGUGCAUUUCAAGAGGUCCAGACGGGAAAGUUUUUGCGUGAUGUAGACGGAGAGGCACUGCUAAGUGCUGACAUUGUAGUUGAUGGCUGUACAUUUCGUGCGUACACUCUGGGAGACGACAGUGAUGUAUGGGGUUUCCAAAGUGAAAAGUCAAGUAACUUUUUGGGUAUCAACCGAUACGGAAACUUGAAAGUGCAAGGAGUCGAUUUCAACUCAUACGAACAAUUCCUCGUCGAGUCCAAGGCAAGCACACCAAUUUUCUGUUUAUCCAGCUACUUCGGACUAGGCGGCUGGGUCGCCGUCAAAGAACCAGUGAAUGAUAAACUCACUAUCAUCCGUGGUUCACCCGAAAACAAACCAGCAGCAGCUCACUUCAGGAUCGUAAAUUUGGAGGAUGGAAUUUAUGACACAUCGAGAAAAUAAGUGAAAUUUAUUAAGUUUUGUAAAAUCUCCCAUUCUACCAGAUAAAAUGGUGGUGGUCAGCC